AUCUUAGAACCCUACUUCUGUGAACCCUAAACCCCAAAUUCGUCGCUCGCCCACACAAACAAAACACACGCAGAGAUGGGAAGCGACAGCGAGGUUGAGAAAACCGCGCAAAAGGAGAGGGAGAAGAAGAAGCUCUUGGCUCUCGCCCCCAUUGCCAAGCCACUCGCCGGCAAAAAGCUGAGCAAACGUGCUCUCAAACUUGUUCGCCGAGCUGCGGAACACAAGUGCUUGAAGAGAGGAGUUAAGGAAGUCGUCAAAAGUAUUCGCCGCGGGAACAAAGGAAUUUGUGUUAUCGCAGGGAACAUAUCACCUAUUGAUGUGAUCACUCAUGUUCCAAUCUUGUGUGAAGAAGCUGAUAUACCAUAUAUCUAUGUUUCAUCGAAAGAGGACCUCGCCAAUGCAGGAGCUACCAAGAGGCCUACAUGCUGUGUACUCGUGUCAACCAAGCCCGCCAAGGGAGAAAUCGGACAGGAGGAGCAAGAAAAGUUGAAGGGAGAGUAUGAUCAGGUUGCAUCUGACAUAUCUGAACUUGCAAACACAAUGUUUUAGUCAGUGUGCCAAAUAUUACAUUAUGAAGUCUGUACUCUACUUCUAUUAGGUUUAAGCUUAAGAUGAUGCAUUUUCCCCA
Molecule: messenger RNA, 628 nt
Organism: Salvia hispanica
Lineage: Eukaryota; Viridiplantae; Streptophyta; Magnoliopsida; Lamiales; Lamiaceae
Product: H/ACA ribonucleoprotein complex subunit 2-like protein
Cellular component (GO): nucleolus
Molecular function (GO): RNA binding
Source: RefSeq, a predicted model, not a curated record